This is a messenger RNA of Hemibagrus wyckioides, 2589 nucleotides long. It is a transcript of the gene tnfaip2b, whose product is annotated as tumor necrosis factor, alpha-induced protein 2b. Gene Ontology annotation, cellular component: exocyst. The record is from RefSeq and is a predicted model, not a curated record. Lineage: Eukaryota; Metazoa; Chordata; Actinopteri; Siluriformes; Bagridae. The transcript is spliced from 12 exons. Gene Ontology annotation, molecular function: SNARE binding. Gene Ontology annotation, biological process: exocyst localization; exocytosis. Bases 504 to 2411 code for a protein of 635 amino acids.
UUAGUGGUAACAGUGGUUAAUUAAAUGAUGAUAAAAUGGUUGUUGUUGCUGUUCGGCUUACAAUAUAAAGAAAGAAGUGACCGAUUUAUUCAUUAAGGAUAUUUUUCCUCAUCGCACGGUAAAAGAUGCUUUCAUUUUAUUCAACAGCGUUUUAUAACUCAGGAUGCUGGAUGCUUUGGAAAACCUUGAUCUUUAUAGAGUUGUAGAUGGAACAAUAUCGUGGCUGUAGAACAAUUUAAUAAUUGCACAUAAUAAUCGCAAAUAUUCAGAGCGUUUUGGCUUGGCUUUUCCGCACCUAAGUAGGCUACAAUACUAAAUACUAAAGACUAAAGCACAGAUGUGUCCUAAUCACACCUCUGCCCGGAAAGUUCACGUGCACGGGAAAGUGCUUGACCACACGCCAGGUCCUCCCCCUUGCGUUGUAGUGGAGGAGGAUUCAGUCUAUAUAAAGUGUAGACCGAAGUGAAAGACCAGAAUAACCAGAGUGCGCGAAAGCUGAAACGAUGACUGUUGGCUCAUCAUCCUCCAUAGUCAGAAGGGUAUCACCUUCUAAGUCACGAUUCUCCAAAUUCAAAGCAAGCCUAUCAAUUUUUAAAAGAAAUAACAAUACUCAGGAAGACAGCAAAUCUGAAGAGGUUAUUUUAACUUUUGAGCAGAACCUACAUCAGCAUCACUUUGCAGUGGCAGGGAAGCAGCUGAUAUGUCGAGAGGAGGAUUUGUUUGCACUAAACAGGAAACAACAAGGGAUGGGCACCAGCAAGAGCAUGUUGGAGGAAGACGAACUAAAUAAAGACUUUGAAGAACUUUUAGAGAAAAUGAUGUCAACAGUUGAGAACUCUUUAAAUGUUGAAACUAACGAAGACAUAGAAUUUCUAAAAGAGGCAGUCCAAGCCAUCGACCAAGAGGAGGAACAGGACAGGAGAUGGGAAGGGGCUGCAGAAAACGAACGUCCUCCAUGGAGGCCCAGGUGUUGCAGACUGAACCAUGAUGGCCGGCUUCAGAGUAUGGUUAUGCGGCGGAUGGAAGAGGCAAAAAUAGAUUCAAAUGUGAACAUUACAUCUUCAGUUCAAUUAGAGAUCACCGCCAAGGGUAAACAACUAAAAGAAGACCUGCUAAAAAUAGCAAAGAAUAUUAUGAGCUGCUACCCAAAAGAAAAUAUAUGCCAACUAUAUGCAGAAAUAUACCAUCAGGUAUUUAGUGACAAGCUCAGGGAAAUUGCUGACUAUGGACUUGCUGAUGAUGACUGCAUACAUAUACUUCAGUGGGUGAACAAUCACUACCCUAAGAUUCUGAGGCAUGAAGAGCUCUCUGGGCUGAUUGAAUUUGAACAUCUUGAUCCAUUGCUCCCUGGUGAUAUCCUUGAGCAGUUGGAAGAUCAGUUUUUGACCAUUCAAGAGAAUAAGCUGCAGACUAUGUGUCAGGCAGCCUUGAAUACUGAGAAGACAGCUAUUCCUGAAGUGAUGGAUAAUUGCUAUUUAAGCCAUCUGGCCACUGAUGUGAUUCAGUGUGUCCAUGGUCUUUUAACCACAUCGAAGGAUGUGCUGGGCUCUUGGUCAAAAAUUCCGAGAAUCACACAUGAGUUAAAACAAUUUCUUAUUAAUUACCAGCAAUACCUUGAGAAAGUGAUUGAAGAUAAUCCAGUGAACGCUGAUGCUGUAUUGAAGGCCAACCUACCCUGUAUCAGAGCUUUCAUGAAUUACAUAAUGGAAUCCAGAAUGACGAAUCCAGAUCCCUUCCCUCAACACAUCAAAAAUGACUGUAUAGAUCUUCUGACCCAGAUGAGAGACACUUGCCACAGUUAUUUCACCGAACCGAUCCACAAAAAUCUCAAGAGGACUUACUCCAAACUGGGUACCCAAGCAUGGAUUAAACACAAUGAACAUGUUUCUAGUGAAUUACUUAAAGGGGUGGAUAGACACAUUAAGGAAAUCAGAAAUCUACAUGAAGCCUGCCUUAAGGAGUUGGUCAGCAAGCUUCAUGAAGAAGUUUUGGCUAAGUAUGUCAAAAAAAUGAUGAAGAAGAAGAUCAAAUUUAAAGAUGUGAAGAAACAACAGCAGGCAGCCGAAGCAUUGCGCAACAAUAAUCAGAAAAUACACACUCUGUUUACUGAGGCUGGAUCAAACAUGAAGGGCCUAGAAGACAUCUUGCCCAAAUUAGCUGAAGUGCUCACACUAAAUGAUCCAGACUGCAUUGAAUUUCAGCUGGUCACACUCGCUAACAUUUACCCAGACCUCAGUGAAGCCCACGUCUCUGCUUGGCUACACCUCAAGGCAAACCUCUCUAACUCCCAACUCAAAAAAAUUAAGAAGACCUUCGCUAUGAUGCAUGCUCAAAGAGAAGAAAGCACAGUAGAUGGCCAGGAUCCCUAUCAUUCAUGCAGGAAUUUCUUCUCCAAAGUUACCAUUAAGUGAUUCGCUGUAAUACUGUAAAAUACCAAAUGUUCUCAUGCUGUACGUUAUAUUUAUGGUGCUUUAUGCAGUGUCGUGUGCAAUGUGAAAUGAAGAAGCUAUAAUGAUUUUUUAUGUAAAUAAAAACUAGAUAUUUUUUAUGUAAAUAAAAAAGUAAACGUUUCUGCAUGGUGUAUUUGUU